AUGGAGAGGGAGAGAUCGGGGGUGGCACACUUGUCAGCAGCCUCCCCGAGCACUGGCCAGAUCAUGGCCUUUGACUUGGCCAUCGAGUGGCCGUCGUCAGGGUUGGGGUCGGGGUUGGAGCUGCAGCCGCCGAGCAGCUCAUCUUUGGAGGAAGAUUUGCAAAUAGAGGAGGAGCUAAGGCGUUUGAAUAAACCUGCUGUAAAGACAAUUCAAACCGAGCAUGGAGACACUUACGAUUGCGUGGAUUUCUACAAGCAGCCCGCCUUCGAUCAUCCUUUGCUGAAAAAUCAUUCGUUCCUUUUCAAUUUUGCCGUCGUUCGGACCAAAUUUGAUUCGGGAAGGAGGUACGAUGGAGGGGGAAUGAUCAGCACCAUAGAAAAGCCACCUUGCCAGGGGUCACAAUACAGUGGAGGCCGAAUCAAGAUAUCGAGUGGCGCUGAAUACAUUCAGGCCGGGUGGAUAGUGAAUCCAUCCUUGUACUCGGAUGACAAGACUCAUUUGUUCAUUCUCACCAAGGUGGGCGGGACAGGUUGCUUCAAUACACAGUGUGGAUUCGUUCUCGUGCGCGCGGACCACCCGGUGGAUGCGGUGUUACAGCCUGUCUCUCAAAACCCAAAGCCAGUGUGCACGUAUAAUUUCUUCAUCUAUCGAGAUCCACUUAGUGGAUCGUGGUGGCUAGAGCUCGGUGAAGACUACACGCCGGACAUCCCCAGUCCGCCCAUGGGACGCGCCACCAAGCCGCACGACGAAGCCUCUUGUUGGGACAUGACCACCAUCAACGGGAACCAUGAGACGGAGGCCGCCGAAGACACCGAAACGUAUGUCGACCAGGACAAGUACUAUGGGGUCGUGGACUUAGGCCAUCAGGAUGCCCCACUCCACCGUGUCAUGAAGUAUGGCGGGGCCGGUGGUGCCACCGGCACCUAA
Molecule: messenger RNA, 927 nt
Organism: Eucalyptus grandis
Lineage: Eukaryota; Viridiplantae; Streptophyta; Magnoliopsida; Myrtales; Myrtaceae
Exons: 7
Coding region: 1-927 (308 amino acids)
Source: RefSeq, a predicted model, not a curated record